GAACCUCGGAGAACUCAACAGUUUUAGGAGUGAAACUCGGCCACCGUAAUUGACAAAUGAGAGAGCGAGCGGCGGAUGGGCGGGGCUUGUGGUGACAGCUACUACGCAAAGUUGGCGGCGGAACUCGAUACCGUCAUUCGAAACGGAACGGAACCGAAGCUAGAGUAGCUUCAAGCCUUCCUUAGAUGGACCUUCGUUCGGAUAAAAUACAGCGGGUUCUAUCCAAGUACAAAUUCCACGAUGUGGCCUUGGAAGAAUUGGACAAAAUUGAGAACGCCUUCCCCGGGAUGAUCCCUUCCGUCGGAACCUACACGUUCAGCGACGGGUCCCAGAAGGAGCUCCUGAAGUUGAACGGCAACCUUCCGGUCAAGUACGAAGGACGUUCGUACAACUUCCCCAUCCAGCUGUGGUUGAUGGACUCCUUCCCGGUCACGCCUCCCAUCUGCCUGCUGAGGCCCACGUCCGACAUGGCGGUCCGGGAGGGCAAACACGUGGACGCCCGCGGACGCAUCUACCUGCCCAUCUUGCAUAACUGGGAUCACCCCAUGUCGUCGGUGGUAGAGCUUCUGGAGGAGAUGAUUUCCAAGUUCCAAGAGGAUCCCCCCCUGUCCUCCACCAGCAGCGCACAGAAAGAUCCGCAGGAGCUCCUGGCGUUUGUCAACGACCUCCGGAUCGGCGACAGUAGCGUCAGGAAGCAGCAGCAGCAGAAACAACAGCCGCUCCGCAAAGUCUCAGUGAUCGGCGGCGGGGAUUUGGGAAUGGCCGUCGUGAUGAGCAUAUUGGCAAAGUGUCAAGUCGAUCGUCUGGUCUUCAUCGACGUCGCAGGGAGUUCCACCAAGGGCGGAAGCGCAGACCUGGAGAUUUUCAAGCCUCCAAAUGUGGAAGUGUCCCAGGAUUUGUCCGCCUCGACGGGCUCCCAAGUGCUGGUGUUGACGGCCUACGCGUGGAGCGGCGACCAGUCCUACGUCAGGGUGGUCCAGACCAACGUAGACUUGUACCGAGGGAUCGUCCCAGUCUUGGCGCGUCUCAACCCGGGCGCCGUCAUGCUUAUCGCUUCUCACCCGGUGGACGUGAUGACCCACGUGGCGUGGAGGCAGAGCGGCCUGCCGCCCUCGCAGGUGAUCGGGGCGGGCUGCAACCUGGACUCGGAACGCCUGGCUCACGUUCUCCGAAUCGACUUGAACGCUCGCCAGCAGGCUUGGGUCAUCGGCGAGUGUUCGGAAAACAAAGUCCCCGUGAUGAGCAAGACUGAAAUCCCGGGCUCCAACGUGGACUCUACCAAACCGCUGCUUAGCAGAGCUUUCGGCCUCACCAAGAACGGAGGUCAGCGUUCCUGGUCCGUGGGCUUGUCGCUGGCCGACAUCACAAACAGCAUCCUGACAGAUAGGAAGAAAGUCCACUCUGUCACCACGCUUGCCCAGGGCUGGGGCGGCGUCGGAGCCGAGGUAUUCUUCAGCCUGCCGUGCCUGCUGGGCUCCGGCGGUUCCACGCGGCUGGCCGGCGUGUCGCUGGGCGAGGAGGAAGACGCCAAGCUGCGGGAGAGCGUGGCCUCGCUCGUCAACCUCUUGAGUCAGCUGAGAAUAUGAAGUCCCGUCGUCCGUCUGACCGUGAAUCAAAACAACUAUAGCCGCCGAGGCUCCGAUCCGUUCGAAGCGGGAGCGCCGCCGCGUCAAACGGAUCGGAUGUCAACAAAAAUUGCUCUUUGCACAACUGAUAUGUAAGAGGUACACUAAGAUGAAUAUGCUUGUUGGAGUGUAAUAAACCAAAGUAAAAAGAAAAA
Molecule: messenger RNA, 1780 nt
Organism: Corythoichthys intestinalis (scribbled pipefish)
Lineage: Eukaryota; Metazoa; Chordata; Actinopteri; Syngnathiformes; Syngnathidae
Gene: uevld
Product: UEV and lactate/malate dehyrogenase domains
Exons: 12
Coding region: 186-1586 (466 amino acids)
Biological process (GO): pyruvate metabolic process; protein modification process; protein transport
Molecular function (GO): L-lactate dehydrogenase (NAD+) activity
Source: RefSeq, a predicted model, not a curated record